CAACUUUUACUCCAGAACAAUUAUAUGAAAACAACUGCAUUUGAGUGAUUUCUUGGAUACCCGAAUUGUGAUUUUGCCGGAAUGGAACAAUUCCGGCAUAUUGGAGAGGUGCUGGGAAGUCUGAAGGCUCUGAUUGUGUUGCAAGAAGACAUUCAAUUCAAUCAUUGCCAGUGUUUUUUGCUGCUUGACAUUUUCUGUUUGGCAUUCGACACGAUUGCGGAGGAGAUAAGGCAGAACCUGAAGCUGGAAGAGAAGAACAAGAAAUGGAAAGCCCUUGAGCAGCCUUUGAGAGAGCUCUACAGGGUCUUCAAAGAAGGGGAGCUAUACAUCAAGCAUUGCUUGGAUGCAAAGGAUUGGUGGGGAAAAGCAAUCAGUCUCCAUCAGAACAAGGAUUGUGUUGAGUUUCACAUCCACAACUUGUUCUGCUACUUCCCGGCCGUAAUCGAGGCGAUUGAGAAUGCCGGAGAGAUUGCAGGACUUGAUGAGAGUGAGAUGGAGAAGAGGAGAGUCGUGCUCACAAGGAAGUAUGCUAAGGAGUGGAAUGAUCAGAAGCUUUUCCAAUGGAGAUUUGGGAAGCAGUAUUUGGUGACUCAAGGAAUUGUCAACCGUUUGGAUAGUGCUUGGAAGGAAGAUAGAUGGAGGCUUAUUGAAAAGCUCAAGGAGAAGAGAAGUUCAGUUUCUGCUGCAUUGACAAAAAAUGAGCACAGGCUUGGAGACUUGCUGCUGAAGAAACUAAAUGGGCCUGAGCAAUUUAACGGGAAACUCUUCCCAAGUUCAAUUUUUGUUGGAGGAAAGGAUUACAAUGUGCGGCGGCGGCUAGGCAGCGGAAGCCAGUAUAAGGAAAUUCAAUGGCUGGGAGAAAGCUUUGUUUUGAGGCACUUCUUUGGGGAGAUUGAGCCUUUGAGUUCUGAGAUUUCCACUCUCCUAUCUCUUUCCCACCCCAACAUAGUGCAAUACCUUUGUGGCUUUUAUGAUGAGGAGAAGAAAGAGUGCUCACUUGUUAUGGAGUUGAUGAGCAAGGAUCUUUGCUGCUACUUGAAGGAGAAUUCUGGCUCAAGGAGAAAGAUUCUGUUCUCUCUCUCUGUAGUUGUUGAUAUCAUGCUUCAGAUUGCAAGAGGUAUGGAGUAUCUCCACUCUCGGAAGAUAUUUCAUGGAGAUUUGAAUCCUUGUAAUGUUCUUCUCAAAGCAAGGAAUUCCACUGAAGGUUAUUUUCUUGCAAAAGUGUCUGGUUUUGGUUUGUUGUCAGUCAAGAGUAGUCUUACUUCUCGAAACACACCAAAACAAAACACAGAACAAAAUGUUGCAAACCCAUUUAUUUGGUAUGCUCCUGAAGUUCUGGCUGAGCAAGAACAGCCUGGAAGAGAUUCUCCUUCCAAGUACACCGAGAAAGCAGAUGUGUACAGCUUUGGGAUGCUUUGCUUUGAGCUUUUGACAGGGAAAGUUCCUUUUGAAGACAGCCAUCUUCAGGGAGAGAAGAUGAGUAGAAACAUAAGGGCAGGGGAAAGACCUCUCUUCCCAAUCCCAUCACCUAAACACAUUGUGAAUCUGACCAAGAAAUGCUGGCAAACUGACCCAACUCAGCGCCCAAAUUUCUCAUCCAUCUGCAGGAUUCUACGCUACACUAAGAAAUUCCUUGCCAUGAACCCUGAAAAUGGGCAGCCUGAGCUGCAAUCACCUUCUCUAGACUUCUGUGACAUAGAGACCUUGUUUGGGAAGAAAUUUCCUGCAGAGGGGGAUGGUGAUAUAGCCCCAGUAUCCCAAAUUCCGUUUGAAUUGUUUGCUUAUAAACUUGCAGAGAAGGAUAAGAGUUGCAUGAGCAUUAAAGAUAAGUGUUGGGUUCCAACAAGUGAUGAAGCCUCAAAUAGCAGAGAUGAUAACUUGUCUGAAGUGGAUGACUUGAUACCUGCUAUCGAUGCAGGUUUAGCUUGUUUCGAUGAGAUGCCAGUUUGUUCAGAGGCUCCAUUGAAGAAAACUCUAGCCCCAAAGAAACUUCCAGAGCGAAAGAUGAGAAAAACCCCAGGAACACCAAACGCACAAUCAGCAAGAUCUGCAUCAGCACAAUCACCACUGAGAAAAUGUGGCCACAAUUUGAAGACAAACAGAGGAAGUAAGACACCAUUGACUUUGAGUCCUGUGCACCCAAGUAUAGGAAGGAAGACACCGUUGACAAUGAGUCCCGCGCACCCAAGUUUAGGAAGGAGAACACCGUUGACUAUGAGUCCUGUGCACCCAAGUAUAGGAAGGAGGAUACCGAUGACUAUGAGUCCUGUGCACCCAAGUAUAGAAAGUAAUGGCUCAGAUUCUACCGUCUUCUAGGGACCUCACCUAAACUGAAACAGAGUUGUUAGCGUAUGUUUUAUAGAACUCUUGCCCCAGAAACGUGGGACUUUCACGAUAAUUUUGCUUAUAUAUCACGUUUUGUUCUACUUCAGAAGCAGCAUGUAGUGUUGGUUUAGAAGUUUAUGGACAGCAAAACUUACACGCUUGACUCUGUAUCCAAAGAAGUUUCUCUGUUAUAGGACUAUAGAUUUCAAGUUUCU
Molecule: messenger RNA, 2540 nt
Organism: Corylus avellana
Lineage: Eukaryota; Viridiplantae; Streptophyta; Magnoliopsida; Fagales; Betulaceae
Biological process (GO): protein phosphorylation
Molecular function (GO): ATP binding; protein serine/threonine kinase activity
Source: RefSeq, a predicted model, not a curated record